ACUUCUACAGCCUUACCAAAUAAACAGAACAAUGAGUUUAAUUGAAAAAUACAAGUUGGCUUCUCUUUUCCGUCCUGAUGCUGAUCAAACUUUUUUUAUGAUCUAUUGUUUAUUCAAUAAUGUUUCCAAUACUGAACAGUUGACAGCUGAUUAUGAAACAACAGAUAUUUGCUUAAUUGAUCCAAGUUUAAUUGUUGAUGAGCGUCAGCUUCAAGUAGCUACAGAAACCGCCUUGUUCCAUCAUCAUAGUGGUAAGGCAAAGACUCGUAAUUUAAACACUGAGAUACUAUUCUGUCUUUCACCAAAUAAUAAUAUAUCUUGGUCUUUACAAACCUUUGGAAGCAAGUCUCAAGACGAUCACCUGAUUGCCAUCAAAGUUGUGGAAGAGGAAAGACUUGAUAGAAAUACAAAUCCAUUUGGUUUAGUUAAUGGCAAUCCUAUUCCUUUCUCUGAUCUAAAACAUAUCACAAAUGAAUCUAAGGUGCGAGAAAUCUACAAUAUUCCUAGUUUUGUGGUGUCAAUAGAUCAUUUAUUGGAAUCAAUUUUAAACAACAUCUCAGCUAAACAUCUUCUUUGAUUCAUUUUGUUUUUCAGCAAAAUGGCCUCCAUCCAAAAAAUAGCUUUAGGAUUUUUGGAGGAUCUCAAUGAAUUAUCCAUAAAACGUUUCAAGUGUAAAUUUUUUCCUACCAAAGUUGGUGGCAAACCAUUGUGGCUCGGUUUAUCAGAUUUACCUUCUCCUGAGCAGCUUACAUGUUUUAAAUGUGGUGUUUCUCUAACCUUUUUGCUUCAAAUUUAUGUCCCCGGAGAAAGAUCCGACGAAACUUUCCAUCGGACCUUAUUUGUUUUUGCCUGUAAUUAUGAUUCAUGUGGUGAAGGCUUCAAAGUUUUUCGAUGUCAGCUAAGACGUGCUAAUACUUUCUAUAGUUAUUCACCACCCAAUUAUGAUGAUUUAAAUGACUAUCCGGAUGAUCCUAAACCAGAAAAAUUCGGAAAACACAUUUGUAAUCUUUGUGGUGUAGUUGCAUCACAACAAUGUGGCAAAUGUAAAUCAGUUUUUUAUUGUUGCCGAGAUCACCAAAUCAUUGAUUGGAAAAAGUUCGACCACAAAAAGCUCUGUGGAAAACCAAUUGACACGGUGGAUAGAUUAGAAAAUUCAUUCUUAUUUCCAGAGUAUGAAGUGAGUAUCGAAAUGGAAGAAAAUCUUGCUAAACCAAACACAGAGUCCGACGAAGAAGACGAUAAUGAAGAUGAUGUUGAGGAAGACGAAGAAAAUGAUGAAAAUGAAAAGGGCAAAAAGGAAAAUAAUCGUAAAAAUUUAUCCUAUUGGUUAGAAAAAUAUAAACCACAAUUACAAGAUGAAAAUCUGGAUGAAUAUGUUACAGGAAUCGAAGAUGAUGCUACUUUCAGUCAUUUCACUCGAAAGAUAAAAGGCUAUGAAGAUCAAAUACUCAGAUAUUAUUAUCCAUCUCCUGAUGUGACACCAGAGCCACUUUGGAUUUGUAGUGCCAAUAAAUCAUACACCAUUCCGAAUUGUCCAAAUUGUGGAGCUGAACGUAUUUUCGAAUUUCAGAUCAUGCCGCAACUAAUUUAUCAAUUGAAAGCUUCUUUCGAUUUUGGUAUACUUGCAGUAUAUACUUGUAAACAAAAUUGUUCAGCAGAAAAAGAAGGUGCUUAUCUCGAAGAAUACAUCUGGGUUCAGAAAUUUGAAUAAAUAUCAUUAUUAAUACUUGGUAA
This is a messenger RNA of Tetranychus urticae (two-spotted spider mite), 1734 nucleotides long. Its product is annotated as uS5 assembly chaperone PDCD2. Lineage: Eukaryota; Metazoa; Arthropoda; Arachnida; Trombidiformes; Tetranychidae. The record is from RefSeq and is a predicted model, not a curated record. Gene Ontology annotation, cellular component: cytoplasm; nucleus.